AUUCGCAACGGCAUCGCUCGGCACAACACCGACAACUCGAACCGUUCUAGGCAGGUCCUCGUAUUCGAUACCUAUCUCCUUUCUACGCGAGUCGACUGGACUUGCAGACAAACAUCUGAGCGCGUCCUGUCAACAUGCCGAAGAAUAAGGGAAAGGGUGGCAAGAACCGCCGCAGGGGAAAGAACGAGAACGACAAUGAGAAGCGCGAGCUUAUCUUCAAGGAGGAAGGGCAAGAAUAUGCCCAGGUUCUGAAGAUGUUGGGCAACGGCAGACUCGAGGCCAUGUGCUUCGAUGGUGUCAAGCGUCUGGGUCUGAUCCGCGGCAAGCUCCGGAAAAAGAUUUGGAUCAACAACGGCGACAUCAUCCUCAUUUCCCUUCGCGAGUACCAAGACGAGAAGGGCGACGUUAUCCUGAAGUACUCGGCCGAUGAGGCCCGUUCUUUGAAAGCCUACGGCGAGCUGCCCGACACAGCCAAGAUCAACGAGACAGAUACCUUUGGCCCCAACGACGACGGCGACUGCGGCUUCGAGUUCGACGACGACCGCGAGAGUGAGAGUGAGGGCGAGGGUGUCAAUGCUCGUGGCGGCAAGGAGUUCUCGAUCGACGACAUCUAAAACAAAAGACGAACAUAACCCUUUUCCCCCCACCUCCCAGCGUGUCGGAAAGCCAAGCAAAGAUCAAUGCCUCACCCUUUGGGCGGGACCCACCCUUUCUGGCUCCAUACCAUGUCUCGCAUGAGGCCUGGUAUGGAGCGCGGAAAGCGAAAAAAACUGUCUUCUCUCUCAAACCUCGAUUAUGCGUUGUUGUCAUCGUGUAACCCGAGCGUUCCCCGACAGUUGGUGGGCAUUUCCGUCCUGGGCCUGUGAGAUCAGGGUGCCAAGUCAAAAAAAACAAAAGGGGACGGGCCUGGUCGUGAUGGGAGAGACGUCAUCACCGGGCCUGUCCCUUGUUGCCUUUUAGAAACGUUGAUGAGCUAGUCGUUAGUAGGGUAAUGAAGUGUCUUGCUCUUA
Thermothelomyces thermophilus ATCC 42464 is the source of this 1010-nucleotide messenger RNA. RefSeq lists its product as uncharacterized. Gene Ontology annotation, cellular component: cytoplasm. Lineage: Eukaryota; Fungi; Ascomycota; Sordariomycetes; Sordariales; Chaetomiaceae. The record is from RefSeq and is a predicted model, not a curated record. Gene Ontology annotation, molecular function: translation initiation factor activity; RNA binding. Bases 135 to 614 code for a protein of 159 amino acids. Gene Ontology annotation, biological process: translational initiation. The transcript is spliced from 4 exons.